CAAGAAUAAUACGGGUACCAUCAAGCUAGGAUUGCAUGGCCAGCAAACGUUCUCACGUUGCGAGAGGGAGCAAAAAACAAUUGAAGGUUACACGUGAUUCACCACGUGGUACGGAGGGUGGGCGUGGAGUGAUGUAUGUUGGACACAUUCCUCACGGAUUCUACGAGGAACAGAUGAAAAAAUUCUUUUCUCAGUUUGGACAUGUCACAAGAGUUCGUCUUGCAAGAAGCAAAAAGACUGCUAAUAGCAAAGGAUAUGCGUUUCUGGAGUUUGAGUUUGAUGAAGUAGCGCAAAUUGCAGCUGAAACGAUGAACAAUUAUCUCAUGUUUGGAAAGCUAUUGAAAUGUAAUUACAUUCCACCAGGCAAGGUUCACCCCUAUCUUUUCAAAGGAGCUGGACGAGCACUUAAACGUUUACCAAGACGAAAGAUAUUCGUACAACAAUACAAUAGGCCACGGACAGUUGAGGAACACAGCAAACUUGUUCGGAAGCUUGUCAAGAAGGAAGACAAGAAGAGAGACAAAAUGAAAGAAGUUGGAAUCGAAUAUGAAUUUCCAGGAUAUAGAGCAAGAUUAACAGCAGAGGCGAAGCACAUGAGAUUUACGUGACAUCAACUCAUCACAUCUUCAAUAUAUUGCUCACUGUCUAGUAGAAUGCAAACAUACAAGCUCGGCUUACUGUAGAGUCAUACAACUAGUUUCUCUCUCCUACAGUGUUGUUUGCUACACCUCCUUGUUUGCCUGCGAUUUGUAAAAGUUAGAAAGGACCUGCCAGGCCUUUGGGGCCAUGAAACCA
This is a messenger RNA of Corticium candelabrum, 795 nucleotides long. Its product is annotated as MKI67 FHA domain-interacting nucleolar phosphoprotein-like. Gene Ontology annotation, biological process: maturation of LSU-rRNA from tricistronic rRNA transcript (SSU-rRNA, 5.8S rRNA, LSU-rRNA). Bases 36 to 608 code for a protein of 190 amino acids. Gene Ontology annotation, cellular component: nucleolus. The record is from RefSeq and is a predicted model, not a curated record. Gene Ontology annotation, molecular function: RNA binding. The transcript has 6 exons. NCBI's taxonomy places the organism in Eukaryota, Metazoa, Porifera, Homoscleromorpha, Homosclerophorida, Plakinidae.